Molecule: messenger RNA, 374 nt
Organism: Ambispora gerdemannii
Lineage: Eukaryota; Fungi; Glomeromycota; Glomeromycetes; Archaeosporales; Ambisporaceae
Source: the annotation of a GenBank genome assembly
AAGCCAAGACUGAAAAUAAACAACCAACUAAUUCGAAAGAGGAAAUUCAACGAUUACAAACCCAAUUAAGUUCUUUAAAGCAGAAAAUUAACAACUUAUCAGACAACACCAAAAAAACUCAAUUAGAGAAUAAACUAACCAAUACAGAAAACCAGGUAAACAAUCUUUCUAAUCAAGAAUCCACCCAAAAGUCAACUAUUAAAAAAUUAGAGGAGAAAAUUGAGGAGAUUAAGAAAGAAUUAGAGAGCGAUAAGCCUGAUAAUCCCAAAGAUAAUCCGCCCCAGGACAAACCUAACCCAGAUAGAAACGAUAAACCUAAUGACAAAGAUAGCCCGCCUGAGCCCGACCCACAACCAGAUAAUAAUAAAGGAUGA